AUGGAAGCUGCUAUACGCUUCUCACAGAACUCGGUGACUGGGAGCGACCAGCGCUUCCUUAUUGCAGAUGUCGCCAACAGGAAUUUCAAGCUUUGCAACAUUCGAAACGAGGCGCAUCGAUCUGGUCCGAUUGCUCUCGAGUACGACACGACCAAGUCGGCUUCCAAAGUCCCGCCCUUCCGCGCUUUCGACUGGCACCCUCAUCCAGACUUUGAGCACCUUGUUGCAGUAGGGCAGUCCAGUGGCGAGGUCGCCUUGCUGAAUUUGUCGGAGGGCAAAGGGCACGAAAGUCCUCCCAUUGUGUUUCCGGUCAAGCCUCAGCGCCCGUGCAACGCGGUGUCCAUUUCCUCGGAGCAUCUUCUCGCCGUUGGACUGGAGAGGCCUCGUAGCGACUUCUGCCUCCAUGUGUGGGAUUUUGCACAACGACUGCCACCAACACAAUCUGCAAGCGGCUCUUCAAACUCGUAUUUGGGGGCGAAGGGUUCAUAUGAACCACUGCACAAGUUUGCCAAUGGGGACACCGUUUACAGUAGCAAGUUCUUCCCGACCUCUCCGCAAUUGUUGUUGGCAGGCUUGAGAAGCCAGCAGCUCAAGCUAUAUGACCUGCGAGAGGGCAACAAUGUUUCCAAUACCGGGCUGCAGUUCAGUACCCGCUGCGUUAACAACUUAGCGAUUGACUGGCAGGAUGAGAACUUCUUCGCUUCGUGCUCGCCUAAAGGCAAAGAUGCCGGCAUAUGCCUUUGGGACAGACGCAUGACGAGUCGCAUGAAUCCAAUGCUGACUCCUCAUGCCAACCAACGACCGGAAUCGUCUCUGGAGCUGACAGACGUUGUUGGCCCAUCUGCUGAAAUUUGGAGUCUGAGGUUCUCAAAAUCGAAGCGCGGCUGUCUCGGAACGUUGUCUAGCGACGGAAAGUUGAGGAUGUACGAGUUCGGGAGGGAUAUGGCUGUCGAGGAGUACAAAGUCCUUCAGCAGAACGAAGAGCACUGGGAGAAAGAAUUGCCGCAGGGUACUUACCUGGAACGGGCUCAGGAUGUGGAAAAGGUAGCACUUCAAGCAUCUGGAUCAUCAGAGGGCUCAAAGGUGGUGUCUUUCGAUUUCAGAACGCGCCAAGACGCUAGCAGUGAAGAACAGCCGUUCAUUGUGCUAAUGUCAAACGGCAAUGUUGUCUCUGCAGUCACCACUGCCUCUCCUGUGCCGACAUUGUUGCACCCAAGUGGCUUCAUCAUGUAUGGCAAUAAGUUCAUGACUGGGCCCACAAGCAAGUCUGGUGGCCCGACAGAGCAAGAACUCACGGCGAAAAUGCGAGCACUCAAAACCACACCCUCAACGCACCUGAGUCAGUCACAAGUUCAGGUCGACAGCCGCAGCCGGAAGGACGGUACCCUCAAACGCGACAUAGAGUCUUCUCUCGAUGACGAGCCAUGGCAAGCAGACAUGGGCCUUGCUGAGACUGCUACAUCCGUACCCAAGUUCAUCUCCCAACACGACAUCGCAAAGGCACGAUGUGCUAAAGGGUAUGGCGUCGACCCGUCUGUCAACAAAGAUCUGGUCAGUCAGAGCGUUCGCUUGACGACCUUAUGGAAUUACGUGGAGAGGGCGAGUCAAUUCAACAAGUGGUCUGUCCGAAACACAGGCAAUCUUGACUUGUCGUACCUUGGCAUCUACAGCGUUUGGAUGGAAGACGUGCCUGCUCCAGAGCUCACUUUGCGCAACAUCGGCGGAUCAGUAAAGUAUGCGACAAACGUCCUACUGAGUAAAUCGAUCGAAGGACUCGUGAAGCAGCUGCAGUUGCCUAACUUCGAGCGGCUUGUCUACACCAACUACGUCUUCAACCGUCAACUUUGCCUUUACUUAUCCAAUGCCUCGUGGACCAUCGACCAGCUGAAGGAGUGGACUAAGGACUUAGUCGACAAGGGCCAGCAUUCGAAGGCCGCCUUUGUUGCACUUCUCAGCGGAGAGGAGAAGCUGGCGAGAGAUUGUCUACUUGACAAGAAAGCGAAUAAGGAUCAGCGUACGCUUGGCCUUGCAUUCUCAGGUGCAAUGAAGCGGCGGAGCAGUCGAAACCGCGACCAUGGCACCCUCUUCAUGAAAGAUCCGGACGACGAUGAUAAGUUGUGGCUCACCACUGUCGACCAUGCUUUGUCAACCAUCACCGAAGUCUAUGCCCGUGGGGUCCUCAUGUAUCUCAAAAAUCUGUCAUGGGAAGAAUUUCUCCGAGCACGACUGGCUAUUCCGCUUAGGUUGCGGCUGGCUGUAGCGAUUCGACAUCUCGACGACUCUGCCCUGACCAAGUACAUCUCGAAAAUGACCUCCACUGUGGCGGUGAAUGGUGACCUCGAAGGAGUCCAUUUGACCGGUCUAGCUACAACACAGGCAUUCGACCUCUUCCAGAGCUACAUCAUCAAGACCAAUGAUCUCCAGACGUCGGUGCUGGCUUUGUGCCGGACAAUCCCUCGAUACAUAACCGAUGCAGCAAUUCGACGCAGAUUCGAGUCAUGGAAGGCGCAAUAUAGAGCUGACAUUAUGUCCUGGGGUGGUGAGCUCUAUCUUGAGCGUGCAGAGUUCGACGUAAUGUCUGCCAAGCAUGCUAUCGACAAUGUCACUGGUAAAAGCCUGAUCAAGCCUCCGCCUCCGCAGGUCAGACUAGUUUGUUCGCAUUGCAAUGGCGAUCUCGCUCAUCACAGCGUCGGCCAAGAAGACAGCGGAACGAGCAAGAGUGGCAGCACAGUCACACACAACAGCAAGACCAAUCCUCUCACGCCAGCUGUAGCGGCUGCCAAAGGAACGGUGUGUCCACACUGUGCAGAGGAUUACCUCGAUGUGGUGUCUGUGACGAACCGCUAG
Messenger RNA from Cyphellophora attinorum, 2847 nucleotides. RefSeq names its product SEH-associated protein 4. Gene Ontology annotation, cellular component: cytoplasm. The record is from RefSeq and is a predicted model, not a curated record. Gene Ontology annotation, biological process: positive regulation of TORC1 signaling. Bases 1 to 2847 code for a protein of 948 amino acids. Gene Ontology annotation, molecular function: protein binding. NCBI's taxonomy places the organism in Eukaryota, Fungi, Ascomycota, Eurotiomycetes, Chaetothyriales, Cyphellophoraceae. The transcript has a single exon.